Molecule: messenger RNA, 2556 nt
Organism: Glycine soja
Lineage: Eukaryota; Viridiplantae; Streptophyta; Magnoliopsida; Fabales; Fabaceae
Product: protein PTST homolog 3, chloroplastic
Exons: 13
Coding region: 97-1965 (622 amino acids)
Source: RefSeq, a predicted model, not a curated record
UUGUGUGAGGGAUGAAGUACUAAAAAAGAAAGAAAGGAGUGUCAUGUGUUGUUGAUGUGAGGGUGAGGCAUAGAGUUACUCUGGAAGGAAGUGUAAAUGGGCAGUGUGUGGGUGUGCUACUUCCCGAGCUGCACCAUCUUUCCCUGUCGCCAGUGCAAGCUCUCCCCAACGCACCUUCUUCAACCUUCUGCCUCUUUCCAAAUCUCUCUUCUCCGCGUACGGGCUUCUCAAACCACCACCACCACCACCACCACAAGAACCAGAACAAGGAAAAGUCGAAGGCUCAAGAGCGACUCCGAGAUCUGCAAUGAUAUCCGCCAAUUCCUCGAUUCGGUUGGCCUCCCGGAGGACCACAUUCCCUCCACCAAAGAGCUUCUGCUCCACGGAUGGAAUGACUUGGCAAACAUUGUCAGAAGGAGAGGGCAUAAACAAAUUCAGGAGCUUCUCACAAGAAGCUCAUUGAAUGCUGACGUUGAUAUUUUAAGUGCUGAAACUAGCUUAGAUGAGAGGUUGGAUGCGACAAAUGGUUUUGAAGAUCCUUUAGCAGGUCAGAAUGAGACAGUGGACUGUUUGGUCAAUGAUGUCAAAUCUUCGACAGAGUUUCUUCUAGGAAGUAGUUCUGGUAGUUUGUAUGUUGACUCUAGUUCAAGUUUAGGUGAAGGUACUAACAUCGCUGGAGAAGCCUCAGCUAAUUUGUUUGUAGAGGAUGGACUUAGUAAAGUAGAAGAUCAUGCUGAAGUGCUCAACGAUGUAACGGAGGGGAAUUUCUACCCAACUGAAUUGAUUAUUGUUGAUAAUGAUUAUGAUAGUUCAAGGGAAGGUCUUCAUCCCAACUUCGGUAGCCAAAGUUCCAUCAUGCCUACAGAAAUUUCUGGUGAAUUACCUAUUCAGACAGUGUCUUCUGGAAAUUCUGAGUCUGAGGAUAGUUUAGUAGGCAAAAUGGAUGGAGAGAUAACCUUGUCAUUGACGGAAAGCCAUUCCAACACUUCAUUCAAUGAUUCCAAUAUUGACACUGAAGACAAAGAGUUUAGUCAUUUGGAACCAUUAGUUGGUUUACCUUUGGAGCAAAAGGACUUGGGUGCAUUAGAAGGUCUAGAUGACAGCAAAGAUGAUAUUGCUGAGGAUGUUGCCACAACCUCUGAAGUUUCUGUUAGGGAAAAUUUAUCUGAUGACAACAGACUUAAUUCAAUUGUUCAUUCAGCUGACAGCAGUUCUACAAAUCUUGACACUUUGGCCAACUUGUCUUUGAGGGAAAAGGUUGCAAAUUUUAUUCAGAAUGGAGAUUUGGAUCCAGUUGAAGGUACCCAUCUUCCUGAAGAUAAUAAUGUCAUGGCUCAUGGGAACUCAUUGACAUCCAACCAAGUUGUUCCAUCCGGAGCAUUGGAUUUGGAUCAGUCUCUUUGGGAUGAUCACUUGCCACAUGAGGAUCUAACUACUGAUUUCAACAAGGACUUGGAUACUGAGGCUCCAAAAGUGCAAAAUGAAAGUGAGAUAAAUCAUCUCAAGUUCAUGCUGUAUCAGAAGGAGUUGGAACUGUCUCGGCUGAAGGAACAGAUUGAGAAAGAAAAGCUUGCUUUGUCUGUCUUGCAAACCAAGGCAGAGGCAGAAAUCAGCAAAGCCAGAAAACUUAUAUCUGAAAAAGAUGCAGAGUUACAUGUUGCUGAAGAAAGUCUUUCAGGACUCAAGGAGGUUCAGAUUGAGUUCUGUGGUGAUGGUGAUGUUGUGGAGGUGGCUGGUAGCUUCAAUGGUUGGCAUCACCGAAUAGAAAUGGAUCUUCAACAGUCAACAAGUGCUAUAGACCUUGAUGGAUCAAGGAGUUCCAGAUGUUGGUCAACAAUGCUGUGGCUUUAUCCUGGUGUAUAUGAGAUAAAAUUUGUCGUUGAUGGCAAAUGGAUAACAGAUCCUCAACGGGAGUCAGUAACAAGGGGUCACAUAUGUAACAACAUUCUAAGAGUAGAUAGAUGAUGCAUUCUGGUUCAGGUCACUAUUGCUAGAUGUAUAUAAAAUGGGUACAUAAAAAUUGAAGAAAAUGGUUUACUGCAGAUUUCUAAUAAAAUCACCACGUUUGACAGCAAUAUGGAAAGGAGGGGAGACGCAAGCAAGCAUGCAAGAAUGAGCAGAAUCUAAAUGAGAUUCUUUUGCUACCGUCCUGUUUGUACAUUUGGGUCUUUUUUUUUGGUCCAAGUACAUUUGGGUCUGAAAUUAGAGACCAUGACAUUAUCUAGGACUGUGCAAGAGUUAAUUAGAAAUUAGGAAUUUAGGGUGGGACAGUGCAGGGGGAUUUGGGUAGUCCGUAAGAGGUUGUAGCUUCAGACCAUGCUAUCAUUGUAUCAAUCGGGAGAAAUGUAGCCUCCUUCGUUUUUGUAUUCCUCAUUUCUUGUUUCUGUUAUUCUUUUGGUGGUUAGAACCAGGAUAAAAGUUCGUUUUGCCGAGCUUUGUAAAUUCAACGAGUGAUAUUUGAUGACUGCGUUUUCAUGUUUGGCACGAAAGAAGCGAGAAAUUCAAGCGAAGUUAUUAUCAGAAAAGAGUUAUGGAGGGAUAGCCGUAUUUGUUUAA